Messenger RNA from Coregonus sp. 'balchen', 16931 nucleotides. The record is from the annotation of a GenBank genome assembly. NCBI's taxonomy places the organism in Eukaryota, Metazoa, Chordata, Actinopteri, Salmoniformes, Salmonidae.
AUGGACGACGUGGAAGGAAGCCUCACUCAUGCGAGGAGAGGGCAGGUGUGGUCUCUGCAAAGCCUGGGGACGCACUUUGGGAUAGGCGAUGAUGUGGAGUGGGUUCUCUUGUUUUACGGAAUCCAUAUGAUAUGUGACAGGUAUGGUAUGCACCUGUUAGAUGCAUUUAGACGCCUCAAGGGGCACGCUCCUUUUUUUUGUUUGUUACUGUUGUAGUUAAUGGUCACGUUACUGGAAUGUCUGUUUCAUAGGAUUUAGUGGAUUUGUUCUAUAUUCAAAUUAAGAUGGGGUUAACUUUAAUAUAGACAGAGUAUUAUUAUAUAAUAAUUUGAUAUGAAUGGUGCUCUGCACUGCAAGAGAGCACCACCUCCUAACCUCAACUAUUGAUUUUCUUGAAUAUAAAGUACAUAGAGUGGAAGGGGUUGGGCAUUGGAUGGUGAUAAUUGACCAACAAACCAACCAUUCUACAUCAUCCUUCUCAGAGAGACUCAGAAAGGAUUCUCAGUAAGGAAGGGUACUCCUACCCUGCACCACCAGCACCAUUGUAGACAAAUACUGUGAUCGAUAUAGCAUACCUUUUUAAAGCCACCUGCCUGGAACUUGUGGCUCGAGUUGGAGACAUUAAGUCAUUCACUGAAACAGCUGGAGGCAUAAGUGACAUAAAAAAGGCUAUUCUUCUUACUGAGAAUCUGCCUGGAGUAAAAUAUACCAGAGGAGAUGACCAAACCAGCUAGGGUCAAGAUUAAUGUCUCUUUGUGGAACGCCUUAGUUGAGCAGUGAGAGAGAGCAGCAGAGGGAGAGAGAGAGAGAGCGGGAGAGGGAGAGCGGGAGAGGGAGAGAGCGUUCAGAGGAGAAUAGCAAGCGUUGUCGCUGCUUUGUCUCGGGCUCCUUGAAUGAGCACAAAGGAUCGAUCGGUGGAGAGGUGACGGGCCGAGACAAUGGAUCUCUAUGAGAUCAGCAGGUCGGAACGGCGGCGCUUCCACACACAAUGGAGGUGCGGCAAGACAGAGUGAAGGGUGGCGCUCCAUCAAAGAUGUCACUGGAGACAAAGCGAACUCACUCUCUGGACUCUGAGUUGUUAUUACUUGCUUUAUCCUGACUAAACCUACUGAAAAACUGUUUGCUAACUGCUAUCUAGAUUAAUGACAGAUUGUAAAUACAGGUGGUGUGUCUGAAGUAAUUUCCAACCAGAACUAUUGAUUUAGAGACCCAGAGUAACUAAGAACCCAGCCUGUAGCUUUAGUCCAGUCUCCUGUGACAUCUGCCACACUACUAGGCCCAUGUGAACUGAGAGGCAAACAGUGUCAUGAAUUGCUUUUGUUUGGGAGGUCACUGGCUUUUCUCCGUCCGCCUACCGCAACACAGAUACAAAACAGCCACACACUGGCCAAGUAUCUGAGCAACAUAAGUCAAGUAACAAACAAACAGUUGUCUUCGUGUUUUUCCACCAAAACAUUUCUCUUUGGCAGUUGGUAAGUGAUUCUAUAAAUGUGAGGCAUGCAUCUUUCUCUCUCUUUUUCCUGGAAGAAAUUAGUUUAAUAAUAUCAUUUCCUAAAGUAAAUGUGCCUACAUAUUUUCUGUGGCAUGAUAACACACGCAAGUCUUGAUGGAGAAAACACACUUUCUAUAAACUGGACAGGAUGCUAGCUGGUCUUUUCACUGGUCUGUUCCAAACUGCUCUUAGCUCAGAGUAUAAACGGGUCAGAUAUUUCAUUCAGCGAAAAGGCAAAACCACUAUUGUUGGUGGUCUGGCGGGACUAAAGAGGGGAGGGUGUGUGAGAGUGAGCGCGAGGUUAAGACGUUGAAUGAAAUCAUAUUAUAUCCAACAUAUACCUAGACCACACAACGUGUUUUCACAUCUCACUUUUCAGCCUUUUCUUUCUCUCCGUCUCUCUUUCUUUCUUUUUUUUUUUGAUCAGAGAGGGCAUUACCCUGUCUGAACUCCCCCUAAAUCCUUGUGGUCACACCUUUUAUUAAAGAGGGUUUUGUCCCACGCCCUCCACCCCCCUCUGCUGCUCUUGGUAUUCAGCCCAGGUCAGCAGAUUUCAGCCCACCCCACCGUGGCUCCCCUUUUUAAUUUGCACCUGUUGCGCAGUUGUCCGGGAGGCAAGUGCCGAACCAUACAGUCAGACAAAGAUCAUAUUAUGAACAGAUAUGCAAAGCCUAAUCUCGAUGUACCCAAAGGGGAAGAGUGAAAAAAAGAGACAAGUAUUUUGAAUUCUCUUCCUUGGGAACGUGUGAGGGAAUGGUAUGCCGUUAGGAUGUAAAGGUUUAUGGGUUUGAAAAACUGUCGAGGGGAACCAAAUAAUAUGCCCAAACAAGCAAUUGACUUCAAAACGCAUCAUUUUUAGCCACUUCCCUCUCGCUUUCUGGAGUUGGCAGCGGCCUCCAGAGAUAACGCGCAUGAGAGCUUGGUGAAAUAUUGCUUUAUUAGGCAGAACACAGAACUCAAAAUGAACCUGAAAAUUGUGCUCUAUUUUCCAACCCCAAGGGCCCCCUUUCCUGCGCCUAGUUCCCAUGAUGUCAUGGCUUUUGCAUUUUUUGUGUGUUAUUUUUCCCCCCCUCCCUUUUUCUCUUUUGGGCCUAUGCCUGCCUUUCUCAUGCACCUUAAUCUGAUUUUUUCCGGCAACACCAAAGUGGACAUAUUUAUAGAUUGGAAUGAAGGCCCCUGGGUUCAGGCUGAAUCAAAUCAACCACAUUUUAUCAAAGUUCAGGGAUGUAAUAUUUACAAGCUGUCCAUUUCCACUUGGUCCCUACGGUGUCUGGGAUGUAUAAAAAGCUCCCCAAACUAUUCAACGCAGGAAUGUGACUUUCAGUUUUUGCCUCCACUACUUUAGUCUCUACCACUAGAGCCGAGUUAGUCGGAUGUUGUUUUAGAAACCUAACAGCGUCUCUUUGUUUGUGUUUUGCAGUGCUGAACUAUGAGAAUGUGGUGGAGACGGGCUCCGAGACAGAUGAGGAUGACAGGACUCUGGUCUCAGAGGAGAACGGUCUAACCAAUGGGGAGGAGGGUAGCAGCCCCGUUGGGGCUGGCGUGCCCAACCUGGAGGCGUCACCCAGGGUGGGCCACGCCCUGCUGUCCUACAGGGCUGGAGCAGAGGAGGGGUCAGAGGGCAGGGACGGGCGGCAGAUCCACAACCACGCCUGGCGCCUGGCAGACAACCCACACGGACACGGACAUGGACACGGACACCUCAACGGGACUGGUGAGUGAUCCGCUCAACAUACCUGUACAACCUAAAUCAGUGAACAGGCAACACACCUCACUGUUGUAAAUCAAUUACACAGCACAACAACAUUAGCUCAACACCUCCAGAACGACAGACCCUAAAAUAAUAUCACUGAUGUUAUUCAAUUACACAUCUUAUAAUAAUACAGUACCUAUUCACCUUUUCAGUUUCUGCUAAAAUAGCUUGAGCCUGAGAAGUGGCUUUGUUCUAUACUCUGUCUAUUUUCCUAUUUUCAGAGCUCUAUUUUCCUAUUUACAGGAGGUUGUAGAGUUUAACUUAGUGCUUUAGUCUAGUGGGACAUGUUGCUGCUGAAACACAGUCAGCACUUUAGCUGCUUCACAGGCUCACGUCGGCAAAACCAUCUCCCUCCCUUCCUCCCAACCACCCUCCCUCUCACACAUACUCAUCGCUCUACGACUGUUCACACCCUGUAGCACGUCUGUCCUCUCAAUGUUCUCCCUCCCCUCUUUCCUCUCCUUCUCUCUUUCUCUUGGCUCUGUAAAAGCAUGGAAACGGUCUCCUCAUUGUUUUCACAUACUUUCAUAGGAAUAAAGUCAACUCCGAAAAGGUCAAUGUACUCAAGGUCUCGCCAGAGCAGAAUAUGUCACAAUAUUUCAGUUUAACAUAUGAAGUGCCACCUUUCAUUCUCAUUGACCCAUAAUUCUAACCCCGUAUAUAUUUAUGAAAACAACCUGAUAUGAAAUUCUUUAUAAUUAGACAGUUUAGUGGGCCGUGAUCAACGCAACCUCUAACUCCCCCAUAUUGCUAUAUUGUACAGGCAGAGCUAUCAAUGAUGAGCAUGUAGCGCAAGCGAAACCUGUCAACCCCCCCCCCCCUUCUCUCUCUUCCUCCCUCUCUCCCUAUCUCUUCCCCCCCCCCCUCUCUCUUUAUAUUUCUCCAUCUACUCCUCCCCCCUCCAACUCAUCUGCAUCAGUGACAGGACAACCGGUGUCGCCAGGACCUCAAAGACAAAUACUUUUAAUUAGGAGCCAAACGGGAUCGUUAAGAGGGAGCCAGGCUUUUGCAGGACUCAUUAACAGCCCUAAAUUAAAUUUGGAGCUUUAUGAUGGCAAUUUACAUGCAUAAUAGGCCCACCAUUCUAGGGCCACCUGACAGAUACAGAGUGAACUCAUGUAAGACGCCCAGUUUUAAAAAACGGACCGGCGUCGGCUAUCCGUCUCUGGUAAUGACUUGGUGGCGCGCUGCCCUGCUGAACAGGGAAAUAGAAAGGACUAGGAAUAAGUUUUUGAUUUUGAACGCGCUCCAAAACUGAAAAUCAAAAGAGCCUUGAUGUGGAGAGCAUAGAUGUUAUCAUUAUCAUGACCAUCAUGAGAAAGCUGUAAAUGAAAUCAAUGUCAGAUUAGCACAUCUGCUACAGCCUGUUAUAGCUAAUGCUAAACUGGUGGAUGAUUUUAAUUGAACUGGUAUUUGACAUUUAUAGGUAAACUGAUGAAAGAUAGACAACCCACAUAUUUUUCAUUUCAAUUUCACUCAGGCAAUAGAUGUAAAAGACUUGAGUGUCACUUCAAGGUACUGAAAAGAAGAAGCAGUCUUGAACUGUGGAGGUUUGAGUCACAUCGAGAAUGCACAGGGUCGAAACAGAAUGACCACAAACAGAACUGAAAUGCUAAUUUACUUUAACCGCCAUCUUGCCUCUGCCUCUCUAGGAAAAAAAGACUACUGAAAACACAAUGAGCCUCCAUUUUAUAUUUGAGAUUUCAUAUUCAGUGCAAGUGUACUGUAAGUGUAGUGAAGGAGGGGCCUACUGAAAAUAGAAUGACACUUGAGUACAGUGUCAAAAUUCUACGACAGUGGCACAGGGCGUGACUCACAUGCCUUUGUCCUUACUCUGAGGCCUAGAACCCACAAAAAGCCCCAUGUUGGCUGAAUGAAACUCAUUCUAAAAAGUCUGGCAAUGAUUCUCCUCCCAAUGAACCUCAAGUUGAGGCGAAGGGAAGCAACAAUGCUUUCCCCAUCAGAAAAGGCACGCAUUUUUGCAGUUGUUUUCUGAAGCGUGCAGUACCACCAUUUUAUCUGUGUGGUGCAGGGGGAAACUAAGUGGUAGGGAGAAGGGUGAGACCUCGCUUCUUAAUUACAUUUAGUCUUGGAACUAUGAGAAAGAAAAUAGUUUUCAUCCACAUUAUUUAUGAAUUAAUGAAGGAAAACUAGCAGAUUAUUUCCAUACAAUCUACCUUCAACGUUCCUUUUACGCUUUUGGGCCACAAAAUGUAUCAUUCGACUAUAAAAAGUAAUUACAUUUUGACAUGUUCUCAAUAGGUUGUGUACAGUACCUUAUGACUCCUUUGACUCAUAGCAAGACUAUUUUGGUAUAAAAAGCACAGCAUUAGGUUCCUGUUUGACACUCAUUGCUCAGGAGGAAGGAUGUUUUGAAAAGUAACCUGCUGCAAUGAAAAGAGGGGAGAGGGGGAGAAAAGGAGUGUUCUCUUGUUUUCUUCCCCCACCUCUGUUGCAGCAGGCAGGGGUGUUGUAUAUCCCUCCUUUGAAGGGAAAGCUUAUGAUACUUGUGACUCCUGUCGAGGAGGGGGAAGGAGUCACAUGACUGGGGCCAGGAGAAACAAACACAAUAGGCACAGUAUAUGUACACCCCUCGCCUGCCUAUCCCUCAUUAUCUGGAAAAUACAUUCACAUUAUGAGCUGUGGCAGAAUGGAAAGAGGUACUUGUUAACUGAAUUGUCAGGGUAGUAUGCACCAUGCACAUUCCAGUUGACUUUGCCUCGAGUGUUGAACCAUGGUCAUAUUUGAGUUUAUUGAGAGCUGUGUUAGCCACAGUUGAUGGUCCGAUUUUAAACGCUUCUCUCCAUUCCUUCACAGAUGAAAGGAAGGAUGAAUAUGAAUCCUUGGAGCCAGAGGGGUCUCUUCACGCUGUAAAUGGUACAGGUGAGUUCCACUCCCACCCUCUUAACUGUAACACCAUAUUUACUAUAACUCCCCAUUCCAGCGUUAAAUCCUCAAUAGCAACACACUAGGAAGAGACUUGAUUAUAAUAUCCCCUUGCAGCAGGUGAUAUAUACCUAAUAGGAAAUACACACAGUCAACAGCCAUGCAAGAUAAUAUCCUUCCUUGUGCAGUAAAGCAAGAGGGAAAGCAAAGCAGUUGUAGGUUGAGUGAGAGUGCAGCGCAAAUCACAUCUUGCUGCAAAAUUGAGUUUUGACCUAAAUCUCAUUUGUUUGGUUCAUGUACUUUCAAAUUGGUUUACAACAAGACAAUAAAAUGCUAGUUUGUCCUUGCAGUGAGUCACAAUGUCUUUCCAAUUGAGUGUUUUAUCAACAAAACCUUGCCUAGAGUGACUACAAUGGAACCAGGCCUCUUGGGGACAGUUUGAUGUCCUUUGUUUUAAGGAUAUUGUUAACAGUUCAUGAAAAAAUAUACACCGAAUCUGUGUCACAGCUGCGUACAACACACAAGCCAAUAGCAAACAGUAAUGAUCCAAAGACAUAAAGGUAGCCACGUUAACUGCCCUGAUUUGUUAAAUCAACUGAUGAAUGCAUUAGAUACCUGAUAUACCAUUAUGCCUACACUGACUGUUAAGCAGAUGUAACCCUACAUUAUCUUACUUAUAAUCAAAUCUCUGCUUUAAAUUAUGUAGAGAGAGAAUUCUAAGUGAGAUCUGUAAACCCAGCAAAUCUAAUUGCAACUUAAACCAAUUACCCGUUAUACUAGGACAGAUUUAAGUUAAAAUGUUUAAAAGCUUUUUUCCACCAUUUAAGAUGGGUUGUGAACAUCACUUAAUGAUGAAAUUGUCUCUGAUUUUUCUUUGUAGAAGCCAUUACAUGACAUCAUUAACGGUAACUUAAAUGUAUACUCCCCUCUAAGUAGUGGCUUAGUGCUUUCUUCCCUCAGUUCAUCACAUUUAGAGACCAGUCUGUUUCCUGUGUGGCCAAUAUACUGUAGCUUUGCAGCACAUCUCUCAAGAUGGGGGAAAGAGGAAUGAGACUGACAAAUCUUUUUAUUUGUCUCCCUCUCUCUUCUUCUCUACCUGCCCCUCUCCUCCUCCUCCUCCUCUUAUACAGUCAAGUGUAUGGAUGGGGUGUCGGAGCUUGACGACUACUUCACUAAGCGUAAUAAACUGGAGGAGAGUGACAGCCACUCGGCCAGCAUCGCUGAGUACCUGCAGCGUGGAGACACCGCCAUCAUUUACCCAGAAGCCCCAGAGGAAGUGACACGACUCGGAACUCCCGAGGCCAUUGGGCAAGACGAAAACGAAAACGGUAAGAAUCCAGAAAAUACAGUAAAUCUCUGACUAUUUGCAGUCUCAGGAACUGCGUUAUAGGUCUACCACUUUUAUGACUUUGUCCCCAAUAGUGCUACUGAGUGACUUUUAUGGGUAGUGUGUGUUUAAGUGCAAGCUGUAGGCGACUCCACUUGAGGCUUUGUGAAGCAGAGAUAAUUAUGUUGCUUGCUACACUUCCUCCGUUUACAAUCUUGGCAUGCUGCCCAUCAGUGUCUAUUAGCUGACCUUAUGAGCCCUCCUCCUCCUCUUCCUCCUUCUUUCCCCUGUACAGACCUGCCACCUGGGACUCCAGAUGCUUUCGCCCAACUGUUGACCUGCCCUUACUGCGACCGGGGCUACAAGCGGCUGACAUCGCUCAAGGAGCACAUCAAGUACCGCCAUGAGAAGAACGAGGAGAGCGUGGCCUGCCCCCUGUGCAGCGAGACCUUCUCCCACCGCACACAGCUGGAGAGGCAUAUGGCCACGCACAAGCCAGGGAGAGAUCAGGUAAGACUGACAGACAGACAGACAGACAGACAGACAGGGGAUGAUAUUUUUCUCUUUUUCUUCUCCUCCUCUUUAUCCCCUCUUUUCUUUCCUCAUCUGAUCUCCUUCACACAUUCGGUUGUGUCGUUUGGUGGGUCGGUCAGUGCUCUAUGUGAAACACAGUAUCAUUUUAGCUCAAUGCCCUUCACUCUUUUUUUCCCCAUCUAAGAUUUUUGUUAAUUACAAGGGCUUUAAUAGCUUCCUCAUGGUUACUGCAUGCAUUUGUCUUCUGCAUUGAGAAUCAUAUUCUCUUGAGUGAAUGAUUAUUCCAAUUUCCUAUUCCUAUCGUCCUCUACUCCUCUCACAUUACAACAAGUUACUUUUGAGCUUUUGUUCUUUUAAAAAAUCAGACCCCGCACUGCUUGUUCGCAGCUGCAUUUUGUUGUGCUCCCCCAAGCUUCCGCCUACAGUGAGGCAUGCGUGGGAUGUGCUAGCAUAUUGCCUUCCUCAGGCCAUCUGACUUUUUGCAUCAGCUGUUGCUGGAACUGGAACAGAUUUGAUUAGAAAUUAGCACUCAUAAAGAUAGUGCUAGAGAUAUGGACAAUUUCCUAUGGUUUAAUAAGCAGUAAUAAGCAGUGCUUUCGUUGAGUGUAGUGUCUAAAAUGUACCUAUUUUGUAGGUACAACCAGGGAAUCAGUACAAGUACAACCACUUAUAACCAGCCAUUGUAAACAUAAAAACCAAAAGUAUAGACCUUUUUUCUGUCCUAAAACUGUCUCAUAACGGACCAUGUAAAUAAGCAGUGGAAUCAUUCAAUUUUCCAAUUAUACUGUGAUUAUAAUGAAAUUUCCUGAAUUAAGCAUGUCAGAUUCAAACCUCAAUAAGAUUUCCUGAAUUAAGCAUGUCAGAUUCAAACCUCAAAUUUGCCCUGAGCCCUCCGUGACAGACGCAGUGAAGCAGCACCCCCAUUCUAACCCCUCCACCCCCUCACCUGACUCCCUCUCUCCCCCUCCAGACUGACUUAAAUAGGAGCAGAUGGUCUUUUCCCCAGUGAUCUGGAGUAUCAUAAUCCUCAAAUGACUAAGUUUUUGUUUAUUUUUGUACUUCCUCUCCAGUUAAAAGAGUUAAAUGAAGGAUCUUAUGGAAGGCCAUUAUGAUUACCUUAGUGCACCGGACUGUGGAGGGCUUUUGAUUUGAGUGAUACUGAGUGCUAUUGGUGUAAAUGUGUGAAUUGUGCUACUCUGCUUAUCCUCGGUGUGCCUAGAUCACAUGUUUAUCAUGGGUUAAUUGUUCACACGUUUGGUUAUGAUGGCAGGUUCCACAUCGUUCAUUGGCCCAAUUUUUCAGAUAGCUAGCUUUUUCACAAAGUAGUCCCCUUCAAGCCACAUUCAGUAGGCUAACCCUAAUCACAUGCCCUAACCUGAAAUGUCACCUGCCUUAGGAAUGUCUUAACUCCAUACACAAUCACACACACACUUUCGCACAUACCGGUACAUAGACUCCUUAGCAAGCAUUAUCGAAAAGGGAUUUUUUGGAAUUGAAAAUGUAACAAUGUACACCUCCCACAUCUUUCUCAUUAAGUUCUUUGUGGGGGCUUGAUCUCCCUAGAUGUUGUUUUUGUUUGUUAUCUGCACUCAUUUGAAUUUCAAAUGCAGGAAAUGCACCUACACUAAACAGUUACUUUUGAACAGAACACGAAAACUCAACCCACACUGUAUUCUCAAAAUCGAUUGGAGUUGCUUGCGUGCUUCAUCAUUUUGAUUACACAAUUUAGGAUGUAACCCCCCCCAAACUGUUAGAUAUAGGCUAGUUAACUUUUGUGAGGGAGUGUUAUUGUGUUGCAAAGUAGCUUACCAUUGAAGCCAUGACAAACUCAUUACAUUCCUUCUCAAGGCCAGCUACCUUGAAAUCUUCCCCAGUGUCUGGUUAAUUUGUGACCUCCCACUCUUAGACAACACGUUUAGGUGGCACUGAUGUGAAAACUCCCUUUUCUAUCUCCUCCACAGCCCCAGCUUCUGAAUGAAGGGGCCGGUAACCGCAAGUUCAAAUGCACAGAGUGUGGAAAAGCCUUCAAAUACAAGCAUCAUUUGAAGGAGCAUCUCCGCAUUCACAGCGGUAGGUACUAAGCCGAGUCAAGCUGGCUUUAACCCACCAUUUUUAAAUGUAUUAAUGUGACUGUAGCUAGAUGACUGAGAGGGCUUAAAAUUGAUAAUGUUCCUUUUUGGCCUCUGUCAGUAAAUGAGUCAUUCUGUUUUAUAAUAGCUCACUGUUUCAGACCUGUUUCAUAACUGACUAAUUCAGCCAUAUGGAUGAGGCCAUAGCUCAAGAAAAUGAGAGUUGAAUAGAAAUAGAAAUUCUCAUUUUCACACUGAAAGAAAUCUUUAGCUAUUUCACUACCAGCCAAUUGCAAGUAUUCAAAAUGGAGUAACUUGAAAUACAUGUCCUUGUUUCCCGUUUACAGGUGAGAAACCAUACGAGUGUUCCAACUGCAAGAAGCGCUUCUCCCACUCCGGCUCCUACAGCUCCCACAUCAGCAGCAAGAAGUGCAUCGGUCUGAUCUCUGUCAAUGGACGAGUACGUAACGGAGGAGGUAACGCCAAGGCUGGCUCCUCCCCUAACUCCACAGCCUCCUCCCCGGGAAGCCCCGCCCUGGCCCAGCUCCGCCACAAGCUGGAGAAUGGCCGCCCCAUGGGCCCCCAAGACCAGCAAGGCCACCUGGACAUCAAGGCAGAGCCCAUGGACUUCAACGACUACAGGCUACUGAUGGCCUCCCAGUAUGGCGUUGGAGGCCCAGGGGGCUAUGUGAAUGGAGCCGGCCGAGGAGGCAGCCCCCUGGGGAUCCACAGCUCAUCCCAGAGCCCCCUGCAGCACCUGAGUGGAAUGGGGUUGGACCUGCCCCUGCUGGGCUACGGUUCCCUGGGGAACAACCUGAGCGAGGUGCAGAAGGUCCUCCAGAUCGUGGACAACACGGUGUGCAGGCAGAAGAUGGAUGGGAACCCGGAGGAGAUCUCCAAGCUCAGGGCCUAUAUGAAGGAGCUGGGGGCCCAGAUGGAGGAGCAGAAGCUGGCUUUGUCCUCCCCGCGUGCUGGCUUCCAGGUGGUGGGCCACGGCAGCCCCACCAAAAGCAUCAUCGACUACACUCUGGAGAAGGUGAAUGAGGCCAAGAGCCUGAUCGAUGACUCCAAGAGGCAGAUCAACAUGGACAUCAAGAAGGAGAGGCUAAACCACUCGAUGGAUCCUGAGGACAAGUUGCACCACGAGAGCCACCAGGUUCCAUUCCUGCCGUUCUCCUGCCAGUUCUGCAAGGAGACCUUCCCAGGGCCCAUCCCACUGCACCAGCACGAGCGCUACCUGUGUAAGAAGAACGAGGAGAUCAACCACCUCCAGCCAAGUCAGGGCGUGCCUCCCAGCCGCAGGGGGGUGUUCCCCUCAGAGCAGCAAGCCGCUCUGCAAUCCUCUCUGUCAGAGAGGGGUGCCACCAGCCCCGUCAACCCUUUCAAGGACCACGUGUCAGUGCUCAAGGCCUACUUCGCCAUGAACAUGGAGCCCAACUCAGAGGAGCUGCUGAAGAUCUCCAUCGCAGUCGGCCUCCCACAGGAGUUCGUGAAGGAGUGGUUCUCCCAGUGGAAGAAUCAGCAGCAACAACAACAACACAACAACGGCAAUGCCAACUCCAGGAAGAGGUCACCGCCGCCAGACCGGAGCAGUGCAGAGGAGCGAAACCACCACAGCCUGGCCAGGUCGCCGAUGUCCAUGGCGCAACACGUGGACCGCAUUAUGGCACUCGCGGAUUUACACAGCGUUAACACCAACGGUGACCGUGACGCUCCCCACAGACAUUUAAAGGCCAACCAGUUUACAGCCAACAGGCAGAUGGGUGACAAACCACUAGACACCUUGGACCACCUUAGGAGCAGCACGCCAUCUCCUCUUAAUCUCUCCUCCACUUCUUCUAAAAACUCACAGAGCAACUCGUACACUCCAAACAGCCUGGCCUCUGAAGGGGACGGCCAUGGGGGGGACGCACCAUUGGACCUUUCUCUACCAAAACACAUGAUGAGCAAGAGCAUCUCACUGGGAGAAAAGAGGUCCAAACCAAACGGCUAUGUCUCAGACCGCAAUAGUGACCACCACCAAUCCAACCGGGAGCAGGGGACUGAGCCCAUGGACUUGGCCCACAUCAAGAAGGAGUUCCUGGGCUCAGGGAGAGACAACGGAGGGAACAGCGGCCACCUGAUGGAAAAGAGUGCCAGCCCCAUCUUUGGCAUCAACCCCUUCGGUGGUGGUCACAUGUACACACCUCUGCCCCCACAUGGAGCGUUCCCCCCGCACAGCUUCAUGCAGGCCCAGGCCAGCAUCCCAGGCCUGAGGCCAUACCCAGGGCUGGAUCCAAUGAGCUUCCUGCCCCACAUGGCCUACACUUUUGCAACUGGGGCGGCCACAUUUGCUGAAAUGCAACAGAGGUCGAGGAAGUAUCAACGGAAACCAGGUUUCCAGGUAUGCAAGCCCUUUUGUGGUUUUAGAUCCAUUCACUAAAGUCAAUAUUUAGUAAGACGUUCACAAUAACAAUGUUGCCCUUUUAAAUUAGUGUCUAAUGGAUACAGUUACACUCAACACAAAACAAAUAAAAUGUUUUAGAUUUUACGUUUUUGUAAUGUAAUUGUUUUCUGUAAAAUAGUGUUUUUGUCUGUUUUGUUAAUACUUCCACUCCACACAAAAAAUCCACAACACAGAAUUAAAAAGCCCAUAUGUUCCCCUUUUUAUGUCUCCUCUCCUGGGCAGUAAGAAGGGUCUUACACAGGUUGCACGGAUCGACGGCUAAGCCCUGUCCAGACUUGGGAUCAAACUCAGAGCAGAAGGUGUCUAUGUUUAGGUGACAGGUGUGGAUUACGUACAAAUAAUUGAAAAAUCUGCCUCUCUCAUCUCAUAGGGGGAGCUACUGGACGGCACUGCGGACUAUCUGUCAGGCCUGGAGGACCUGACAGACGAAUCGCUCCUCUCCCGGAAGAAGAUUAAAAAGACAGAAAGUGGUAUGUACGCGUGUGACUUGUGCGACAAAACAUUCCAGAAGACCAGUUCCCUCCUAAGACACAAAUAUGAGCACACAGGUAUAUAACAUUUGGACACUUCUUUUUUACCCCAUCCCCCCUCUUCACCUUUGUGCCCAUCCCCCUCCAUGUUUUGUGUCUUUUGAAAGCUAUCUUUUUUAUUACCUUUUUUUAUUACCUUUUUUUGUUCUUGAUCACAUAGCUUUUUCUCCCAUCUUAGUUCUUAUUUUCUCUCUUCUCUUUCACAUAUUUUUACGUUGUUUGUGUUCAGAUUCAUGACCUAACAUGUUCCUUUCUUUUUGACAGGGGGUGGGGAAUAGUGAGAUGUUUUGAUAUGACAGGGGUUACAUAAACGUUCAGUAAAGUAGACGUAAGCGUCAUUGCAUUUGUCACAGACACCCUAGUAGUUGCAUAGUCUUUCUGACUCCAGACAUUAUCAGAUGGUCUCCAGAAGUAACAGGACCAGUGGCCAUUUUGGAAACAAACUUGCCGCUUCAAGAGGGACUGUCUUUUUAAAGUUCAUACAGUACAUACACAGUGCCUUCAGUGACAGGGACAAGAAUUACUGCAUUGACCCUAGUGGUAUUUAACAGAAUGCCAGGUCGAAUAGAAGGCUUGCCUGUAUGGCAUUUCUGGUUCUUAUUGAAAUUAUCUUCAAAGAUGUGACCUCUCUUCCUGGGGACUCCUCUCUUUCAUCAGGUUGCAUCAUCCCCUGUCACUCUGUGCAGGAACGCUCCAUGAGGAAUUCGCUGUUUCGUCUAUUUUUGCACCACUGUGGGGGUGGUGGGGAGGGCGAGGAUGGGGGGCACUUCAAGAAUGCCAACUAUGGAAGAUGUCGCAGGCAUUCCAAGGCUAUUUGUGGCUAGGAAUCGCCUGUGUGUGUGCGUGCAUUCCAUUGCAUGGCUGUUCGCAUGUGUGUACUGUAUGUGUAUUGGCAUUCGUAAGAUGGGAGGCGUUUGUGCAUGUGUGUGUGAGAUGUGAGCUUUGGAAGAGUGCUAUUAUAUGGGCCGAUUGAACUGGCAUUAGAGAGGCCCAGCUUGUCUAAUAGAAGUCAGAUGGAAGGGAAUAUAUUUCUGGUGGCGCCACUGAGUUGUAGUAAACGUUUAGUGCGAGGAGCUGCAUGGUGCGGGGGCGGGACAGGGAAGGGAAGGGGGGCUAGUGGUGUGAAGUUCCUCCUCCUACAAAUAUAACCGUCACACUAUCACGCGAAGGAUUCCUAAUCUGUACCUAUGAUGUCAUGACAACACACUCUGUCACUGGUGCCAGGCUGCUUCAGUUUCACCUUGCUUGGUGUUCUAAACAUCUGAACUCACUGGCUUAGCUCGCUGCUCACCGGCCCCGCCGCAGUCGCAGACGACCCCAUCAUAGUGUGUUUGGGUUCUUAUUUCCACCUGCCUCCCCCCAGUGUUAUCUAGCAGCAACUGAAAUUAGCUCUAAGGUUAGGUGGUCAACCAUAAAUGUAGGGUUACUUUCAACGCUUUAUUUUGUUUUCAGAAAUGUACUUGUAUUUAUUUGUACAAUCACAACAUUACCCAUUCCUAUCAUUAUUUUCUUGUGUUGUUAAUUAUUUUCACCAUGAUGGGAGGGAAUGAAGAAAUCCUGAUAUAUGAUAUAAAUGCUUUUACACUCAAGAUGCACUUAACAUGAUCAAUACAUUCUGUGCCAAUGUCAGAUCAAAGUUACUCUAAUAUUGCAUGUCUACUGUAUGUCUGUUCUCCUGAAUAACUGUCUAUCUUCCUUUUGUACUGUUCUUUGUUUCUAGAGAAGGCGACCACAGUAACACCGAAGUAACACUUUCUCUCCCCUGUCUCCUGUGUCUCUGCAGGCAAGCGGCCACACCAGUGCAUGAUCUGUAAGAAGGCCUUCAAACAUAAGCACCACCUUAUCGAGCACUCGCGCCUGCACUCGGGCGAAAAGCCAUACCAAUGCGACAAGUGUGGCAAGCGCUUCUCUCACUCAGGCUCCUACUCCCAGCACAUGAACCACCGCUACUCCUACUGCAAGAGGGAGGCCGAGGAAAGGGAGGCGGCUGAGAGGGAGGCCCGGGAUAAGGGCCCCCUGGAGCCCACAGAGUUGCUGAUGAGGAGGGCCUACCUGCAGGGUCUGGGGCCGCUGGGCUACUCGGACCCCGAGGACCAGCCGGAGGAUGGGGGUGGCACCAUCCUGAGGGACGGCACUGAAGGAGGGAUGAGGGGAGGACGAGGAGAGAGGGAAGUGGACGAGACGUAUGAGGAGGUGACAGACAGGCGAGAGGCAGGAAGUUUCAGGGAAGGAGAGGACGAGGAUGACAGCAGGAUGGACACGGAGAGGAAUGACGAGGGGAAAGAUGCAGAGCAUUCAAUGGAUGAGAGUUCAAGAGAAGGGAAAACAGACACCAAGUCGGACCAGGAGGAAGCAGAUUAAGUCAAUACUGCAGUCAUUUGAAAAAAAUCUUUCAGCAAAUAUUUGUGAUGUUGGUUUGUUUCAUUUCCUUUUUCCAUUCUUCCAGCAAACAUGAAACUUGCUUUGUUUUUAGAUAGGCACUGCGGUGGCUCAGAUAUGCAAGCGCGAGCGCUUGCCUCUAGCUUCUCAGAAGCUCAUAAUGAUGGACUCAUGCAAUGUGGUGACAGCCAACAUCAGAGUUGUGACGACAAGCUGGGUGGGAUUGUUUAAGAAUCCACAUUAUGCAACAACAACAAAAAACGAAGUAAUAAUGAUUAUCAUUAUAAUUAAAAAUGAAAUGAAGCUGUUUUUAAUGUACAGUAUUAAAUAAGGCCUGAAAGCUGUGUGGUGCUAUAAUGUUCUUAACCCUUGUGUUUCAUUGUGUUAAUACCCCAAACUAGGAAAUUGCACUCUGCCCCUUUAAUCACUACAAAAACAUUUUUUGAAGAAAAAAAAAAGGCUAUGUAUAUUUAUACCGUGCUUGAAGACUCGGUAGCAGUCCAUCAGUGUUGUACUUUGUCUACCACUUACUGUGAUGUCCUUGGUUCUACCAUCCUUUUUGCCAGGCAAACUAACCACACAAUUUUGGGCCUCACAAAUGUCUUUAUGUGAAGGAAACUUUAAACCUGUGUGAAUUUGAUAUGUUGUGAGUCUUAAAUUGGACCGGAAUGGAGUGACAGAAUGAAGGAGAGAAUAGUGAAAUAUGGAGGGCUCCGUACAUAAGACAGAGCCUUUGUAUGUUUUAUUUUCUCAACAGAAAGCCUUAUAUGCAAACCUUUUCACCUGUGCAUUUCUGCAAGUGCCAUCCUUGUACAGUGUAAAUCAGAGUUGACUUGUGUUUUCUUUGCUCUGGCUUCAGUAUUAAAUGAAUAUUUCACCUUGUUUUCCAAGUACCUAUGUCAGUAUUAGCAUAGAUAGAGACAGCAGUUCGUUAGUUUACUUAUGUUUGUGCAAUUUUCUGUAUUUUUUUCAUGACCUUUUGUCAGUAUUACUUUUUGUUUUUGUUGAUUUUUUUUCCAAGCAUAAAUUACAUGUAGUUUUUAUUUUAAGAUUACCGUUUUAUUUAUGUGACUCAUUUUAUAUUUCCUAAUUUUAUUUAUUUCAUACUGUAGUGUACAGUAUUAUAGUUCCUCAACAAAUAGAUAUAUUUUAGUAAAGGAUUCUGUCAUUGACUAUUGGAGCAAAUUAUAAAUAGAGAGCAUUCUAUGGUAUUUGGAAAAACAUUCAUUGUUAAAAUUUGAAAUUUUGUUCUUAUUGUUUUAUUUCCUUUCAACUACUGGAAAUUCUAAAUUUGGGGAACUUUUGAUACAAUAUUGUGAAAACACUGUAUUUUUUGACAAUAAAAAUCCACUUUAUUCAUCCAAGUAAAGAGAUGAAGAUAGAGGGACUGUUGAUGAUGAAAAAUUCCUGAAAUGUCUGAAGUAUUAUUGAAUUUUUAAUUUCUCUUGGAAAUGACCAUGCUCGAAUAAAUGUAGCCAAAUUAAAUUUGAAUAAAGCUGUGUUAUUCUUCUUGUA